AUGUCAGAAACGUUGGAGAAUGAAGAUUGGGAUCUAACCAACAUGCUACAUAUUUUGAAGCAAGAAAUCGAGGCGAGAGAAAAAUGCAGUCCUGUAAGGAGAGAGCCGUCUAGACAUGCACAAGACAACUAUGCAACUGGAGCAGCAUUGUUUAGUGGAGCUCGAUUCAAGCAAAGCAGCCAACAUUGUACAUUUUGCCACGGAAAUCAUGUUACAGCUGGGUGCCACGUUGUCACUAAUAUUCAAGAGAGAAGAAACAUCCUACGCAGGAACGGAAGAUGCUUUUUAUGUUUACGAAAGGCUGGUCAUCUUGCAAAGGAUUGCGACGCAUCGAUCAAAUGUUUUAAUUGCCGAGGCAAUCACCACGUUGCUUUGUGUGACAAGGGUAAAUCUGGUACCUAUCAAGGUAAAGUUGAGAAUAGUUUUAGAAGGGGCAGUAAUGCAAACAUUGGUAGACAAACACCUGAAAAUGUUCAGUCGUCAGGUACAUUUUGCGGGGUAAACACCGAAGAGAGUACUGCAAAGGGAAUUUUAUUACAAACUGCCUUUGUCGUAGCUAAAAAUCCCCAAGACCCCUCUAGUAAGGUAAAUUUACGGGUAAUACUUGACUCGGGGUCACAGCGUUCUUAUAUUUCAGAAAAAGCAAGGAACACUUUAGAUUUGGCUUCUAAAAGACGUGAAAACAUGGUAAUAAAGGUGUUCGGUUCUACUGAGGGAAAAGAAACAUCAUGUGACGUUGUAGCAGUAGACUUAAGUGGUAGAAAUUCAAACUUCAAUGUUGAAAUUAACGCACUUGUUGUUCCUACUAUUUGUUCACCGAUUCAAGGACAAACAAUUCGUUUUGCAAAAAAAAUGUACCCACAUUUGCAAAAUUUACAUUUGGCCGACUUUCCAAAUGAAAAUGAAACCGACUUGAAUUUUGAUGUGUUACUUGGUAGUGACACAAUUUGGAGAGUUUUUACUGGAGAGUUUGUAAAUGGGGAGUCUAUUGAGGACCCCGUUGCAGUCGGUACAAACUUUGGAUGGGUAUUAUCAGGAGUUGUCUCUGACAUUCCUAGAAAUUUGCUAUCUAGUGUUAAUCUUGCAACAAUUCAUAUUUUAAGAGUAGACUGUAGCAGUUUAAUUGUUUCUGAAGAAACCGUCGAAAUCUCGAAAUUUGAAAAGGAGCCUACUAAAAGGGUCGAAGAACUUUUCGAACUUGAAACGUUAGGAAUAAACGAUAUUGAAACAGUCGAAGAACAGUUUAUAACUGAAUUGAAAUAUGAUGAAGACCAUUAUACUGUUUCUUUGCCGUGGCGCGAACACCAUGACAUUUUGCCUGACAACUACGAAUUAAGCGUUGCUCGAUUAAAUUCUACCCUUAAACGUCUUCGUAAAGAGCCUGAGCUUUUGAAAGAAUAUAACAAUGUAAUCGAAGAACAGCUUAAACGUGGUAUCAUUGAAGAAGUAAAACCUAAUUUGCUUGAGCCAGCAGAAGUUGGCAGAAUUCACUAUUUAAGCCAUCACGCAGUCGUAAGAAAGGAUGCCACGACAACUGAGGUGCGCGUAGUGAUGGAAGGGAGCGCGAAAAUAAAUGCUGAAUCACCGAGUUUAAACGAAUGUUUACACACAGGUCCUAGUUUGACGCCUAACGUUCUUGAUAUUCUGCUGAGAUUCCGUAGUUAUAAAGUCGCGCUAAUUAGUGACGUAGAAAAGGCAUUUCACAUGAUACGCGUCAGUAAAGGGGAUCGAGAUGUUUUACGUUUUUUGUGGAUAAACAAUAUCGACUCUGAAAACCCUGAAAUUGUCAUUUACCGGUAA
Rhopilema esculentum is the source of this 1800-nucleotide messenger RNA. The record is from RefSeq and is a predicted model, not a curated record. Lineage: Eukaryota; Metazoa; Cnidaria; Scyphozoa; Rhizostomeae; Rhizostomatidae.